Messenger RNA from Xylaria bambusicola, 4035 nucleotides. Its product is annotated as putative pre-mRNA splicing factor. The record is from RefSeq and is a predicted model, not a curated record. The coding region runs from base 442 to 3684 and encodes 1080 amino acids. The transcript has a single exon. Gene Ontology annotation, molecular function: RNA binding; protein binding. NCBI's taxonomy places the organism in Eukaryota, Fungi, Ascomycota, Sordariomycetes, Xylariales, Xylariaceae. Gene Ontology annotation, biological process: RNA processing.
CGUGUUCUGGAAUACCGAUACAGCUUUUUCUAGGGUACUCCGACCACUUACUCUCAUUCAAUCACUUCACUUCACUGCACUGCACUUCAGCCACUCCCUCUCACCUAAGCCGUGCCCGAAUCCAUUCAUCUCGCCUCUCUCUGACUCAUUCACCGAUUCAACUGUCCCUCGUACUAGAAGUUGGGAAGAAGUUGGGAAAGUAGAGAAACGAGAGAGAGAGACUAGAUAUCGCAUGUAGGUCAACUCAAAGACAAGAGCAUCCAUCUCCAUCGUCCGUUGGUUCCACGAUCCAAGUCCUCACGCUUAAUCCAACACUUCGACUACCUACCUACCACCCUCUGCCUACAUAGUACAGGUCCUUCAUCCAUCAUCUACACACAUGACGACGUCUACCGUGAAACCUACGUCCGCAGCAGCAGCAUUAGCAUCACCACCAGCAUCAUGGCCAACCCGGUGGGCGAGGAUAGCUGGCUAGCCUACAUCGACGAGCAGCGCCGACAUGCCAACGAUCUCGAAGCUCGUGUCAAGGUCGUCGAGCUCUUCAAGGCCGCCCUCGGUGAUGAACCCGCCAGUCUACAGCUCUGGUUGACCUAUUGCGAAUUCUUUUGGUCUCUAUUCACCGAAUGUCAGGCGCCGCAGCGACCACCCUCGUCCUCCUCCUCUCCAUCUCCCUCUUCAUCUUGGCCCGAAGAAGAACGUCAACUCGGUCGCGAUCUCUUCUCGUUCGAUGCCGCCCUAAGCCUUUGGAGUGAUGGCUACAAUGCCACAAAGUAUCGCAUCGCCGACAGUCACCGAUUUUGGGAUCGUUGGGUUAGUAUCGAGCUCGAACAACUGGCGCGCACUCGUACCCCCAGUGGUGUGAAGCGCAUCUCCCAUCUCUUCCGCGACCGUCUGCAAGUGCCCCAUGCUACGUGGGAUCAGACCUCGCAGAUGUUUUCCGAGUUUCUUACCACCUACAACAAUGCCGCCUACGAGCAAGAAAUGCAGGAUGUAACCCGUACCGCUCGCGAUGCUAAGGCUGCCUACGAAUUGCGCGAAUCCCACGAGCUCGGACUUUCACGCGCCCAGCGCGCCGGCGACCGCGAUGCCGAAAAGGCUACGAUGCGACAAUACCUUGAUUGGGAAAUGUCCCAGACCUCACUUGCUACCAGCGCCGUUACUGCUCCUGCUCAUCACCAUCAUCGACACCAACAGCAACAACACGACCCAUUCGCCAUCCCUCUUGGCCUCGGUCUAUACGGUCGCGCCCUCACUGGCAUCCUUGCCUUCGACGAAGACAUUUGGAAUAACUGUGCUGUAUACUUGUCCAGUCUCCAUCGCCAAGUGAAGGCUCAUCCUUCCCUCCAUACUCCCUUACUCCCUAACAUGCUCGACUUCUUUCAGCGCGCCACUAAACACUGCCCUGGAUCUGGCCCUCUCUGGUCAAGAUACAUCCUGACGGCUGAGGAUGCUGGAUGGUCUUUCCAUAACGUUGAAUCCAUCAAGCAUGCCGCAACCAAUACCAAGGCUUUGGAUGAAAAUGGAAUGACGGGCGUCCUCGACAUGUAUACCGCUUGGUGUGGUUUUCUCAAACGUACCGCUAUGGACCCUAGUGCGCACGAGGAUGCUGCCGAUGUUGCUGAGGUUGGUCUACUUGCCGCUCUAGAGGAUGUCGAGCUCUGGGGUAAGCGUCUCUACAAAGAUGCUUACCAAGGAGACCCUAAUUUCCGCUUGGAGCGCAUAUUAAUCCAGUUUUUGUCCGAAGUCAAGGGCGAUACAGAUGGUGCGAGAAGUCACUGGGACCGCAUGUCACAGCAUUCUCUAUUAGCCAAUAGCUAUGAUUUUUGGCUAAAUUACUACCUCUGGGAAAUGGUUGUCUAUUCUUCAAAACCUAAACCGCCUAGUCCGACACCACCUACGCCAUCUAAUGGUGCCAAAUCUUCACGGGUACCGACUCUAGCUACAGGUGUGCUGCAGCGGGCCCUUACACAGAAGAUGCUCGAUUGGCCAGAACGUAUCAUGGAGGUUUACCUUCAACAUUGCAAUGACUACGAGCUGCCAGACACGCUGCAUUAUGCUCUCGAUACAGUACAUAAAACUCGGCGGAUAGUAGCUAAACGUCGCGAGCGCGAGCAAGCUGCUUCCGCCGCUGCUUAUGCUACCCAGGUUCAGACUGAACAAGACCAAGACCAGGUGGCCACUAACUCUUUGCAGGAUACCGCUGCGCCCAGCUCCCCUUCUAAUGGCAAGAGGAAACGGGAUGAGGUGGCUGGGGAUGUGGGAGACACGACUGGAGAGACUGCUAGUAAAAAGGCCAAGAGUGUCGAAGCCAGCGUGGAGGAUGCCGAGUCCCGAGAGUCACUCAAACGUGAUCGUGAAAACACAUCAGUCAUGGUAACUAAUCUUCCUGCUGAUGUGACUCAAACGGCUAUUCGUCGAUAUUUCAAGGAUUAUGGCCAUAUUAACAAUCUGAUACUUCGAAAGGAAGAUGAUGAAAAAUCAUCCUCGGCUCUAAUCGAAUUCAGGUCCCCAGAGGAAGCAGAUUCUGCUCUACUACGUGACCAGAAGUAUUUCAACCAGUCGCAACUCAGCGUCAAGCCAGGCACGCGUCUGACUGUAUUUGUAUCCAACUACCCUCCUACUGCCGACGAAAAAUACAUUCGUCGACUGUUUGCGCAUUGUGGCGACAUCUUCAACAUUAGAUGGCCUUCACUCAAGUUCAAUGCUCAUCGUCGCUUUUGCUACAUUUCAUUCCGAGAUGCGGAUGCUGCAUACAAGGCCACGUUGAUGGACGGCACAUUAGUCGAGGAUCAGUACAAGCUCCAAUCCAAAUUCUCCAAUCCUUCCCACAAGAAAGACCGUGAAGGUGCCGUGGCUGAAGGACGUGAGUUACGAGUCAAGGGCGUACAUCCUUCCACAGAGGAGAAUGAUCUUCGCAGCGUCUUUGGUAAAUAUGGCAAAGUGGCAACAGUCCGCCUAUUGACCAACCUAAGCGGCCAGAAUGUUGGAACUGCCUUUGUUGUGUACGAAACCAAGGAACAAGCCGAGAAUGCUCUCCAAUUAGACAAGACCAAGUUCAAAUCCCAUCUACUGGAAGUCGAACUCACCAAAGACAGCAACUUUCGACCUUCGGCUACUAUCCGAGGCCAGCCCAGAUCAACUAGUACAACCCCGGCUCCAUCAGGAGAUGGUGAUGUGGCAAUGACUGACGAGCCAGACGAUGCGCAGACAAAAGACCGAAAAUCCAAGCCCACACCAGCGGAGAUCCAGGCACGCACCAUAUCCAUCAUGAACAUCCCUGACACAGUCAACGACGCUCGCAUCCGUGCUUUAGUGGAAGAACAUGGGACCAUCAUCAAACUCGUCUUACGACCUGAUCACUCGGGUGCUACCAUAGAAUUCGCCGAUCCAUCAACGGCGGGACGAGCCUCGCUUAGUCUAGAAGGAUACGAGAUAGAACCAGGUCAUAAACUCAGAACGGGCACUGGCAAGCAAUUAUACGAAGGGAAAGGCGCACAACAACAGAAACAGCAACAAGUCACAAAUAAUGCUAGUACUACAUCUAACAAUAAUGCAACGCCAAAGAAUUGGAUGCCGCCACCACCACCCGUGCGAAGACCCGUUCUAGGUCGCGGGGUCGCAAGGAGAGGUGGGAGAGGUGGCUUGGGAUUUGUCGCGGCGAAAUCAAAGGGGGAUUCAAAAUAAUGAUACCACGAACAAUGAAAAAGGCCAGGCUGCAUGGGGCGGGGAAAGGGAUGUAUGUAUUGUAUUAUACAAUUACGGUACGGUGAUGACGACGAAACCUGGUACAUUACAUUUUCUACACGAUGAGGAGUUCACACACGAUCGAUCUUAUAUCCAGUCAUCCCCAACCAAAAUCACAUCAAUCCACAAAGGCAAGGGCAAGGCAAACCCGAAAAAUGGAAUUAGGCGAAUUGGAAGUGUUUACUAUGGUCAUCUAUGAUAAGAGUUGGGGCUGUAUGACUAUUUGACUAAGCCAGUCAAGCCAAGCCAAGUGAGGAAGACAUAAUUGACCGGAAUCAACGAUUGGUGUUU